Daldinia loculata is the source of this 1970-nucleotide messenger RNA. RefSeq lists its product as uncharacterized. The record is from RefSeq and is a predicted model, not a curated record. NCBI's taxonomy places the organism in Eukaryota, Fungi, Ascomycota, Sordariomycetes, Xylariales, Hypoxylaceae. The transcript is spliced from 6 exons. Gene Ontology annotation, biological process: DNA-templated transcription; regulation of DNA-templated transcription. Gene Ontology annotation, molecular function: zinc ion binding; DNA-binding transcription factor activity, RNA polymerase II-specific; DNA binding. The coding region runs from base 128 to 1930 and encodes 600 amino acids.
GAAGCAGCCGCCUUUACGCGCUCGACUUGCUGGACCUUAUUAUCUUAGUUGAUGCUUACCCUCGCCUAGACGAUAAGAGUUAAUUCAGGGGGUAUCUCCAUCUUAGCCAGCUCCUCGGAUUUGCCACAUGAAUUACACAAGGAAGCGCGCACUCCUUGCUUGCGACUUCUGCAGGCAUCGUAAGCGGAGGUGCGAUGGGAAGAAACCGUGUUCUACCUGCAAGGAUUCAAAUGCCGAUUGUGUAUACAAGGAGCUACCGUUCGAUAGAGUGGAAGACUCGAGUCCAAACGCAGUCAUCGAUCGGCUUGCCCGAAUAGAAUCGCUGCUCGAACACCAAAGCCAGCAGAUUAACCAGCUCAGUACUCGUUCUAGCCCCCUUUCGUACCCUCCGAGCCAGGCCGAUUAUUUUACCGCUUACCAACAGCACUCAGACUACUUGCCUUCCACGUCUGCUGGAAUAGACCCCCAGUUAGAUUCGCCGCAAUUUUUAAUCCCAAAAGGUCAUGCUACUCUGACAACCACGCUCCUUUCGCUGCCCCAGGUGCGUGAUCUACUCGGAGACUAUCCAAGAGAAUAUUUCUUCGAGAUCGAAGAGAAGUUCCCCUUACCAGGACUACUUGGGAGUCUCUAUGAUAGCCCAUUAGUCUGGCCAUCUCUUGACCUCGAUGGUCUUAAUGCGUUAGCCGAAAACUAUUUCCGAAAUGUUCACCCUCACCAUCCGCUAUUCACGCCGAAUAUGUUCAAAUCGUGGCAGGAUCAGCUUAUUCAGGAAAGGGAUAUGGAAGAUAUUGGAACUUCGAUAUGCUUUUGCGUCUACGCGUUGGGUACGAUAAGUUCAGACCGGGAGGGCAACUAUGAGGAUGAUGAAGCGCUGGGUCUUCAGUUUUUCCAACCGGCACUGAGAAUAAUGCUACAUAAAUUGGUUUGGGAUUUUCGACCAGGCAUAGGUAUCUGCCAGGCUUUGCUACUCGCAGCUUCAUAUUUUGCUCAUUUAGGAAGACCACUUCACAGCUGGAGAAUGGCGCAGUUCGCAUCCCGGCUAUUUCUAAAUCUUGUUGAGAGCCGGAAACAUAAUUUGUCGAGUGCUGUCUUCGAAGAGGCGGAAUUAAGAACAUUUUGGCAAUGUUUUACAGUUGAAUGUGAUCGAAUCGCCGAGCUUGACGUUCCUCGGAGCGGGAUAGAACCCUUGGGGGACCGGAUGCGGCUUCCACAUAAUACGGACCCCUCCGAUAACGAGAAUAUUAUUUAUUUCAUCGCCGAGCAUGCCAUUCGUCGGCUCCUGAACCGUAUACACAACUCGCUUUACGGUCCCGAACUCGCAGAAACUAGUUUCACGGGACCAAACCAAGCAUGGCAGAGUCUAGGUCUUCAGAAACUUUUAGCUCUUAGUACUGAGCUCAACAGACAGUUAGAGGAAUGGUACAUCUCCAUACCGGACUACCUAAGACCUCUGAAAGGGACUCUUCCACUACCAAACGAUCGUGCCCGAGUCCUCAGGCUUCGGUACUACGCUGCGAGGCACAUCAUUUAUCAGCCGUUCUUACUUCAGAUGGUCUGCCGACAACAGGAAGCCCAAUCCCCAGCGGGAUCUUCGGCUCUAAGUCCUGAUCCAUACGGCGAGUCGCCUGUCUUCUUGGAAAAGUGCGAGGCCUGUAUCGAUUCUUGCGUUACCUACCUUUACAAUGCGGUGGAUAUGAUUGACAAGCGUUCUCCAUACCUAUGGACCAUUUCACAGAGUUGUCUGGCAUGCCUAAUUAUGCUAUGGUUGGCAGAUAAUUCACCCACCUUGCAUACUUAUGUCCCCCAUAUGCAACCAAUCCAGGACAUGGUGCUUACAAAAAUACGAAAAUGGGCCCCUGACGAUUCUAGCCUUGCUGCUGAGGCACAGAUUAUAGAACAGCUCGUUUUUUCUGAUUCGAUGGAAACUUGAGGAGGCUCUCUGGUAUAUUUUUACAAUUCUCAUGGCUUCC